AUGUGGAAGAUGCUGAGGGAGGACAAGGUCUCUGUAGGGACUCGCGCGAGCUAUCGAAGUCUUCACUUCGAUGCUUUUGGACACUUCGCCGAGCGAAAGAAGAUGGAACUGCCCAUCCCGGGGACCCGGGCUUGGACGGCCAAGCGCAACUUCGAGGCAAGAAACAGAGCGAAGAUCGAAGCAAAAGAAGAGGAGUCAGCGGCGUGCCGACGCGCGGAACGCGUAGCCAGGUUGAAGAAGAGGCUCGAUGAGCUCCAGCAGAGCGUGGGCGACUACGAGGCUAGCCAACUCGAAGCGCUGAGAGACACUCCUGGUGAGCAGCACGCGGAGCCAGUCACUGAUGAAGAAGAGGCACCAUCGAAGGACAAGGUGAUCCUGCCCGAGGUGAGUCACAUGCUGGGUGGUCUGACGGAUGCUGAUGACCGGUGGGACGAGGCCAAGCAGCUGUUGCCCCCGGUUGAGGACGGUCCAGCCGGUCGGCCUGCUGCAGAGUCACCGGGCGCCGAGUACGUACCGCCAAUCCUGGCACAGUUUCAUGCUGCGAAAAAACAUCGGCGCCGCCCGCGGCGAGAUGAGUACGACCGGGAAUACGACGAGGAUGACGACGCGGAGGCCGACAUCAAUCCUUUCGCCGAAGAAUACUUCCGGAAAGCGUUUGAGCUUGGAGACAGGAGGCUCAUCUUCCAAAGAGUGCCAAAGGGAAGGACAACCUGUCAUUCGGCUAUGUUGGGCAUGGACAAGGCCCUGAACAACGGCGUGGCCGAGAAGCUGCUGAGUCAAAUCCGCAAGAUGCCCGCAUCUUGUACUGCCCGAAGUGAACAUACACCGGUCAUGCCCGAGCCAGGCCCAGAAAGGGCUAAGUCCAGUGGAAGUGCCGCCUCUGAAUCACGGACACAAAUGGUGGUUAUGCCCAUGGGGACACCAUCUAUGGCUACGCCGGAACUGGCGAAAGCACUGUUUGGCCCACCUAAAGAUAUUGAAAAAAAGGAGGAGGACGAGGAGAAAUUUGACGACAAGCCAUUGUUCUUCGCAGAUCGGAAUAUGUCCGACUUGGAGGACAUGUCAGACGUGCAAUACGAGAUCGAGCCUGAGGAC
Symbiodinium sp. CCMP2592 is the source of this 1095-nucleotide messenger RNA. The record is from the annotation of a GenBank genome assembly. Lineage: Eukaryota; Dinophyceae; Suessiales; Symbiodiniaceae.